GAAAUUCACGACAAGAUGAGCCCGCAAUUUGGGGCUAUUGAACGCGAAUAAUGAUCGUGCUCCAGUCGUGUUGUUCCUCCGGUAACCGGACUGAUCGGAACACGAGAAGUCGUGACGGCGGAGGCGGCGCGUCUCUGUUUUGUCUGCGCGCUCGAUGCGUCUCCUCGCAGUCGCAUUCGGACGCGCGCAGACAGGACUUUCAUCCGGGCGCUGUUCCUGGGGGAGGGGAUCGAGUCGAAGAAAAGAAAAUAGCGCAAGCAAGAAGUGAGAGACAAAGAGGAAAGAGUCACAGAUGAGAAGUUUACAGGGACGCGAACACGUGGAGGAAUAAAAGAGCGCGUUCGUUUUAAAGCGCAACUCUCGUCGCUUUUAUAAAGACUUUAACUUCGACUUAAUAAGAUGUAAAAGUUGGAUAGAAGCGUGAUUUGUCUUCUGGAUCAUUAUGGAAAAGCAGAAGAGCUGGAAGUUGUUGAGGGAUUCGCUCAUUCUCUGCUUAUUAUCCGGUCGUGGUCACGCUCAGUGUGAUGGCUGUAUGGAGUAUUGUUGUGAUGGUGUGCCUCCUUUCUGCUGUUCUUACUAUGCCUAUGUUGGAGAUGUGCUUUCGGGGACGGCCAUUUCAGGGAUUGUGUUUGGUGUUGUGUUUCUGAUGGGCGCUGCGGCUGCCAUCUUUCUGUGUAUCUGUAUGUGUGUGAAGAACGGGCGUGGGGCAAGAGUUGGUGUCUUCAAUACCUCAUAUAUCAACACAGUUUCUCAGGGUUACCCAGGUCCACCUCCACCGUACAGUUAUGAAUAUGAGAUGUAUCCCACAGAUCUGCGGCCACCACCGUACACACCGACUCCACCCAGAGCAACAAACUCUCCUCCACCACCAUAUCCAGGAUUCAAUGGGAAAUGAACUGAGAUGAACCCAUCGUGUGUUCUGGAUGAAACAGCUCUAUUUACCUGUAUGAGCCGGUACCUGACCGCAUCUCCGCUCGACUGGAAGGAACUGGAGAAUCCAUCGAGCAGCCAUACAGAGGCUCUUAGACAGGGAUCUGCACGUUUUCGACAGCAUGGACUUCUAAUGAGAAAUCUGCUGAACAGUGAUAGGACAUAAGGGCGGGACACUCAAUUAAAAUGAGUGACUUUAGAUAAUCAAUGUGUUUUACUGUGAAACAUAUUAUGUUAGAUUUAACUGUUAUGACACGAAAAGAAAAUACAUUAAAUUAAUGGCCAGUAUGGAAAUAAGCCACAUUACUGAGCAACACUGUGUUCUUUUACCUGCGGUACGUUUGUGUGAUAUGGCCACACAAUGUUCAGCAAUAUUCAUUUUGUGUCUGUUGACGGAAAAUGUUGAAACUAUUUAUUUAUUCAGAAUGACUAUAUUUGAAAUAUCAGGUGCAAUUUUGAUGCAGAAGAAAAAGACAGUUUUACUAGAUUUUGACCUCAUGAGAAAGCUGACAUCUGCAUACUUGUUAUUCACAGGCAGUUGGUCAUCAUAAUGUAUUCAAUUUUCAAACAUUUACAAGAAACUACACUUUAAAAAUGUAUGUGUAUUUUACUUACAAUAAAAUC
Molecule: messenger RNA, 1554 nt
Organism: Paramisgurnus dabryanus
Lineage: Eukaryota; Metazoa; Chordata; Actinopteri; Cypriniformes; Cobitidae
Gene: cyyr1
Product: cysteine/tyrosine-rich 1
Source: RefSeq, a predicted model, not a curated record